Lotus japonicus is the source of this 2054-nucleotide messenger RNA. RefSeq lists its product as uncharacterized. The record is from RefSeq and is a predicted model, not a curated record. The coding region runs from base 117 to 1436 and encodes 439 amino acids. Gene Ontology annotation, molecular function: protein binding. NCBI's taxonomy places the organism in Eukaryota, Viridiplantae, Streptophyta, Magnoliopsida, Fabales, Fabaceae. The transcript has 9 exons.
AUGCAGAAGAAGAGAUUGAGAGAAGAAGAAGAACCGUGUUCCUUUACCUUUCUCAUUCAUUCCAGAAACACAUAGCAAUCUCACCAAGUUUCGAACUUGGAUGCAGAAACGCAAUCAUGUCCUACCAUGACCUAUACCCUUUUGACCAAUUGGCGGAAGAAGAUUUCUUCGACGAGAUUGAUGACCAAAACUACGGUGGGGGUGUUGCCGAUGUUGGUCUUGAUGAAUAUGAGAUGCUUACUAAGGUGACUGAUACAUCAGCUGCACAAGCUAGGAAGGGGAAGGAUAUUCAGGGUAUUCCAUGGGAGAGCUUGAACAUAACCAGAGGAAGUUACAGAUUGACAAGGCUUGAGCAGUAUAGGAAUUUUGAGAACAUUCUUACAUCUGGGGAAGCUGUUGACAAGGAAUUGAAACAAAUGGAGAAGGGUGGAAAAUACUUUGAUUUCUCCUACAAUACAAGAAUGGUUAAGCCUACCAUCCUUCAUUUUCAGCUGAGGAACUUAGUAUGGGCUACUUCAAAACAUGAUGUCUACCUUAUCUCCAACUACUCAGUUAUGCACUGGUCAUCAUUAAGUGGCAAUUUGUCUGAGAUAAUCAAUUUUGCUGGUCAUGUAGCCCCUACUGAGAGACAUGCUGGAAGUCAGUUGGAGGGAUUUUCGCAGACCCAGAUUAGCACAUUGGCUGUCAAGGAUAAUUUUCUUGUCGCUGGUGGCUUCCAAGGAGAGCUUACUUGCAAGCGUUUGGAUAAGAAGGGAGUAAGCUUUUGUACACGGACCACACAUGAUGAUAAUGCUAUAACAAAUGCAGUUGAAAUAUAUGACAGCUUGAGUGGCGCACCUCAUUUUAUAGCUGCCAAUAAUGAUUGUGGUGUGAGGGAAUAUGACAUAGAAAGCUUUCAGCUUUUAAAUCACGUACAGUUCCCUUGGCCAGUGAAUCACACAUCAAUCAGUCCAGAUCGUAAGCUAAUGACUGUUGUUGGAGAUCAUCUGGAUGGACUACUAGUGGAUCCUCAAAACGGGAAGACUGUGGCCACUAUGGUUGGUCAUCAAGAUUACUCUUUUGCAUCUGCAUGGCAUCCUGCUGGACUCACCUUUGCCACAGGGAAUCAGGACAAGACUUGCAGAGUAUGGGACGUUCGACGCUUAUCGACCCCGGUUGCCGUUCUCAAGGGUAACCUCGGGGCAACGCGGUCGAUUCGGUUUUCUUCAGAUGGUCAAUUCAUGGUUGUUGCUGAACCUGCAGAUUUUGUGCAUGUUUAUAGUACAAAAGCAGAUUACCAAAAACGUCAAGAGAUUGAUUUCUUUGGUGAAAUUUCUGGGGUCUCUCUGAGUCCUGAUGAUGAGUGUAUAUAUAUAGGAAUCUGGGACAGGACUUAUGCAAGCUUACUACAGUAUAAUAGGAGGCACUCAAAUGAGUAUCUGGAUUCCUACUAUUGAUCUUGAUGUUAACUUGUGGUGUAUAAUACUUGGGAUUUGCCGUACCAGACCUGUGGCCCAGGUUUGCCCGCAGUGUACACAUAGGGAACUUCCUCGCCUCCGCAAGCGAGAGUACUUUACCUCCCAAGACUCAAUCCCAGGACCAGGACCUGCGGGCCAAGUACCUAGGGUACGCAAGUCUUGUUUUAGCAAUAUCAUUGAUGUUACCUUAUAGAGCAUUGUGGGAUUCUUGCUAGUUGUUGUCCCUUCACUUUUGGUAGUGUGUUUUAUGUAGGUCAUUCUGAUUGAUCAAAGAUCCUUAGCAUCAUAGGUCAUUUCUAGUUUUCUACAAAGCAAUCAGGCUUCAUCUGCAUUGUAUUUUCUGAACUUCUGAUGUGAAUGCCACCACCAGAAAUCAGAAAUUGCUUUGUUAACAUAGUUUUGUCGUAUAUUGUCUUCUCUUCAUGGCUGCAUUCUGCAAUGCACAUAGUUUUGUUAGCAUUUAUUUGGAAGAUAAAUGGUGCUUCAGCUGAGAAACUUCUAAGAUGUAACCUUGCCUUGACAUUGACUUCAGAAUUCAGAUUUAUUUCUUUUUCCAGAUAUUAUGUACAUCAGCUGUCAAACUUGUUACUUGUGCAA